This is a messenger RNA of Parathielavia appendiculata, 324 nucleotides long. RefSeq lists its product as uncharacterized. Gene Ontology annotation, cellular component: mitochondrion. The record is from RefSeq and is a predicted model, not a curated record. Bases 1 to 324 code for a protein of 107 amino acids. Lineage: Eukaryota; Fungi; Ascomycota; Sordariomycetes; Sordariales; Chaetomiaceae. The transcript has 3 exons.
AUGGCGUUGGAAGGAGCAGAAACACCGCGACGGGCGACCCGCGAGGAGAUGCGCGAUGCCAAAGUGCCCAUGCAAUACCGAGACAGCUGCGCCCACCUGCUGAUUCCCCUCAAUCGCUGCCGCUUCGAGACCUACUACAUGCCCUGGAAGUGCGAGCAAAGCAACCCCGCGCCGCGAUGGCGCACCACCCCCGAUCGACGACUGACUCGCUUUCCGCAGGACGAGAGACACAGCUACGAAAAAUGCCAAUACGUCGAGUUCAAGAAGCGCGUCGCAAAGAUGAAUGAGCUCAGGGAGGCCAAGGGCGGUGCGCGGAGCAACUGA